UUCUUGGUGCAGCUUGACUCAGUGGGACUGGCUAACGUCAAGAGAUGUCAACUCCCCCUCUCGCUGGGGCAGGCAUGCCGCCUGGGGCUUUCUCAGGGACACAGGCGCAAGCAGCUAGGGAGGUAAAUACAGCUUCUCUCUGUCGAAUUGGCCAAGAGACUGUGCAGGACAUUGUAUUUCGAACCAUGGAAAUCUUCCAGUUACUGAGGAACAUGCAGUUACCAAAUGGUGUUACUUAUCAUACUGGAACAUAUCAAGACAGACUGGGAAAGCUGCAGGAACAUCUCCGUCAGCUAUCAAUACUCUUCAGAAAACUGAGACUAGUCUAUGACAAAUGCAAUGAAAACUGUGCUGGGCUCGAUCCUGUUCCCAUAGAACAACUUAUUCCAUAUGUUGAAGAAGAUGGCUCCAAGCACGAUGAUCGUGGUGCUGCAAGUCAGCUUCGUUUUGCUACUGAAGAGAGAAGGGAGAUCAUGGAAGUAAAUAAGGUAACAUGCAUAAAACUGUCACUUUGUCGUUAA
Molecule: messenger RNA, 521 nt
Organism: Tauraco erythrolophus (red-crested turaco)
Lineage: Eukaryota; Metazoa; Chordata; Aves; Musophagiformes; Musophagidae
Source: RefSeq, a predicted model, not a curated record